AUGGGCAAGAAGAAUCUGCCCCCAGCCGUCAAGACUGGCAUAGCAGCCGGUGAAAACAGUGGUCAUGUCACCACUCGUAUUCACUUGAAGCCAAAACCAUCAAACAGAAAAGGGCACUUGGGCAAACGAACCAAGGUUGUUCGUGAACUGAUUCGUGAAGUCACCGGAUUCGCUCCAUACGAGAAGCGUGUCAUGGAAUUGUUGAAGAACUCCAAGGACAAGCGAGCUCGUCGUCUGGCAAAGCGAAGGUUGGGUACAUUCCUCCGUGCCAAGAGAAAGGUAGAAGAAUUAUCUGGAGUCAUUGCAGAGACUCGUCGUCACGCCGCACAUUAA
This is a messenger RNA of Synchytrium microbalum, 333 nucleotides long. RefSeq lists its product as uncharacterized. Gene Ontology annotation, cellular component: ribosome; cytosolic large ribosomal subunit. The transcript has 3 exons. Lineage: Eukaryota; Fungi; Chytridiomycota; Chytridiomycetes; Synchytriales; Synchytriaceae. Gene Ontology annotation, molecular function: structural constituent of ribosome. The record is from RefSeq and is a predicted model, not a curated record. Gene Ontology annotation, biological process: cytoplasmic translation. The coding region runs from base 1 to 333 and encodes 110 amino acids.